GCCUUGUCCCAGCAUUCGAGCGGGUUCGCGUUACAGAGUACAGACGCUCCGCGCGCGGCCCCCAGCUCCGUGCCGGCCAAUUCGUUCGGGCCGAGUGACAUGACGGUUGCUGUCACCGUCGCCGUCUCGUCCGCCUGCCCACACCGCGCGCGCUCCCUGCGGGAUGAGGCUCGUUGGACCAGAUGCGCAGCCACACCCGCGAGUCCGUGGCCGUCGACGUGGGCUCAAGGCACUUUGCCCCCCCUGCGGGCCAAAACGGUGACCAUUUCGACACUGCUACGGCGGCGUACGUAUUCGCUGAACCCCCGUUUCAGGAUCGCGGUGCACAGCCUCACGGCACGCAAAUUCCCCACGGCGGAUGGGAGGGGCCCCAAUCUGCGUAUCCGAAGUGGCUUGUUGUUGGCCCCCUUUGCUGGUUCUGCAGGAGGAUGGCCGCAGGAUCUCUCCAUGGCCAUUCCCGCAUCCGCAGCCCCUUGCACCAUCAUCAGAGACUCUCACUCGCUUUCUGGGUCGUCUUCGCUCUCGUAUUGUUAUUCGUCGUCCGACCUUGUCGCACGCAGCUGUCCAGCGUAAGAUUGGCCACUGCAAGUCACUCUUUCGAACGCGGCACCCUUCAAGACGCCCGUGCUUGCGUGGAAACUGUUCCGUUGAAGAUUCCGUCGGCGGAGAGCCGCACGGCCGAGGAAAGCACACCACCUGCGCCGCUGACAAAGUCUGUACCUCCUUUUCAAGCCCUGAAACGGGAUCGGCCUUGCUUGUCCGUUGCACUCUCAGGGCUGCCGUUCACUACCCGAGUCCCUCUUUAUACACGCAAGCUGGGCUUGCCUCUUGAUAUCAUCGCGACGUAGUGAUUUGGCUGUGGGCUAGAUCACUUAUACCACCAACCUUUGGCAUCGCAAGGCUCUUGGCGCUUGUCUGUGCGUGCUGCUGCGCGUACGGGACGCAGUGGCCAUGAAAGGCCUUGCAACAGCGGCGACGCUGGCGUCGGGGAUCAUUGGACAAAGCGUUGUCGCGCUCAGCGUAAAAGCGGAAGACAAUGCGUCGCUAAAGAGCGCCGCCAGCACGGCCGCGUACGGCCUCAUGAAGUACUACACAGGGAACAAUACUGGAGAUGUGCCGGGGAACCUGCCCGACCCAUACUACUGGUGGCACGCGGGCGCCAUGUUCGGCACGCUCGUCGAUUACUGGUUCUACACGGGCGACAGCACGUACAACGACGAGACUAUACAGGCAAUCGUCCACCAGGCGUCUGACACACAGGACUUUAUGCCCAAGAACCAGACCCGGACAGAGGGCAACGACGACCAGGGCUUCUGGGCCAUGACGGCCAUGUCGGCAGCGGAGAACAAGUUUCCCAACCCGCCGACGGAUCAGGCGCAAUAUCUGGCGCUCGCGCAGGCCGUAUUCAACCAGUACACACAACGGUGGGACGCGGACGACUGCGGGGGCGGGCUGCGGUGGCAGAUCUUUUCGUUCAACAACGGGUACAACUACAAAAACUCCAUCUCCAACGGGUGCUUCUUCAACGUGGCGGCGCGGCUGGCGCGGUACACGGGCAACACGACGUACAGCGAGUGGGCGAGCAAGAUCUUCGAGUGGGAGCAAAAGGUCGGGCUCAUGAGCGACAGCUUUGACGUGCUGGACGGGGUGACGAUUGCGACGGACAAGACGUGCAAGAGCAUCGACAAGGCGCAGUGGACGUACAACGCGGGCGUCCACCUGCACGGGGCGGCCAACAUGUACAACAUGACGGAGGACCAGGCGUGGAAGAAACGGGUGGACGGAAUCCUCAAGACGAUUCUGGAUCGCAUGGUCAAGAACAAGGUGGUGUUUGAGGAGUUUUGCGAGCCACGCAAGGGGUGCAACACGGACCAGCAGACGUUCAAGGGGUACCUGAUGCGAUGGCUGGCGCAGACGGCGGCGCUGGUGCCGUCGACGCGCGAGGCCAUCGCGCCGGUGCUGCGGGGCACGGCGCAGGCGGCAGGGGGCGCGUGCAGCGGGUCGCCGGCGCAGGGCUUCAAGGGCGCGGCGGGCACGGCGUGCGGCUACAGCUGGCUGGACGGCGGCGCCUUUGACGGCCUCGUCGGGGUGCCGUCGCAGAUGUCGGCAGUGGCGGCGUUGAUCGCGCCCCUCGCGGAGACGGCGCAGGGGCCCGUGACGGACAAGACGGGCGGCACCUCCAAGGGCAACCCGCAGGCCGGGUCGGGCAAGCAGGAGGACCCGCGCACGCAGAAGCCCAUCACGACGGGCGACAAGGUGGCCGCGGGGUUUGUGACGCUGGCUCUGCUGCUGGGGGUGAUUGGCUCGACGGCGUUUAUGGUCAAGUGAGGAAGAGGGGGAGGAGGAGGAGGAGGAAGAGGAGAGUGAGAGCCACUUCUCCCGGACUCGUUGGGAAGAAUUCGGGGCUCCCUCGGCCGAGACGCCGCCCUUGGCGUUGGCGCCUCGGGCUCUACGACACCGGGGAUUUUAUGACAAGAGAAGACCCCCGCAUGGCGUUCUGCAUCAACAGUCAGAACACGGUGCAAGCUCGGAGACUUUUUGCACAGGAGUUGGAGUCGGGUGGCUGGCUUUAUUUCAUGUGGUUUUCCAUCCCAUCAUGUACAUACAUUACCUAGAGGCAUAGAGAGGGCAAAGACGUGUACAUAGCAAGAUACCUACUUCGCUUCAUG
Purpureocillium takamizusanense is the source of this 2669-nucleotide messenger RNA. It is a transcript of the gene DFG5, whose product is annotated as Mannan endo-1,6-alpha-mannosidase. Gene Ontology annotation, biological process: fungal-type cell wall biogenesis; carbohydrate catabolic process. Bases 952 to 2328 code for a protein of 458 amino acids. The record is from RefSeq and is a predicted model, not a curated record. NCBI's taxonomy places the organism in Eukaryota, Fungi, Ascomycota, Sordariomycetes, Hypocreales, Ophiocordycipitaceae. The transcript is spliced from 4 exons. Gene Ontology annotation, molecular function: mannan endo-1,6-alpha-mannosidase activity.